This is a messenger RNA of Cyprinodon variegatus (sheepshead minnow), 2538 nucleotides long. It is a transcript of the gene hdc, whose product is annotated as histidine decarboxylase. The transcript has 13 exons. The record is from RefSeq and is a predicted model, not a curated record. Gene Ontology annotation, molecular function: pyridoxal phosphate binding; histidine decarboxylase activity. Bases 129 to 2147 code for a protein of 672 amino acids. Lineage: Eukaryota; Metazoa; Chordata; Actinopteri; Cyprinodontiformes; Cyprinodontidae. Gene Ontology annotation, biological process: L-histidine catabolic process; histamine biosynthetic process.
UGUUUUUCCAGACUGAUGAAUAUUAAUGACUGUGUUUUUACCUGAAAGUUUGGUUUUAAUUUGUGCUUUUUUUGGUAAUUGUCAACUUCCUGCAGUCAGCUCUGCUAAGGGGGGACUCUUCUCCGAACAUGCAGGCUGAGGAAUACAACCGCAGAGGUAAGGAGCUGGUGGACUAUAUCACCAAGUACCUGAGCUCCAUCAGGGAGAGGAGGGUCAUCCCUGAUGUGAAGCCAGGCUACAUGAGAGAGCUGCUUCCUGAAGCUGCGCCAACUGAACCGGAGGACUGGGAGAGCAUCUUCAAUGACAUUGAAAAAGUCAUCAUGCCUGGGGUGGUUCAUUGGCAAAGCCCUCAUAUGCACGCCUACUACCCCAGUCUGACUUCGUGGCCCUCCAUGUUAGGGGACAUGUUGGCUGAUGCCAUCAACUGCGUAGGAUUCACAUGGGCCUCCAGCCCAGCCUGCACAGAGCUAGAAAUGAAUGUGAUGGACUGGUUGUGUAAAGCGCUGGGGCUUCCCUUGUUUUUUCUUCAUUAUCACCCUGACAGCAGAGGUGGAGGCCUGCUGCAGAGCACAGUAAGUGAGGGGACUCUAGUUGCUCUCCUGGCUGCCAGGAAAGACAAAAUACUGCAGCUGAAGGCUGAGCUGGACCAGGAAGUGGACGACUCGGUUCUCAACUCCACACUGGUGGCAUACGCUUCAGAUCAGGCCCAUUCGUCUGUGGAGAAGGCAGGUCUGAUCGCUCUGGUGAAGAUUAGGUUUCUUCCAGCUGAUGAGAAGCUGUCUCUGAGGGGAGACACUCUGAAGCAAGCCAUUCAAGAGGACCGGAGGAGGGGCCUUGUUCCAUUCAUGCUGUGUUCGACUCUAGGAACGACAGGAGUGUGUGCAUUUGACAAGCUCUCUGAACUGGGACCAAUCUGUAAAGAAGAGGGACUCUGGCUUCAUGUUGAUGCUGCGUAUGCUGGCUCCGCCUACUUUUGUCCAGAAUUACGCUGGUCUCUAAACGGCAUUGAGUUUGCACAGUCUUUUGUUUUUAACCCCUCAAAGUGGAUGAUGGUUCACUUUGACUGCACAGCUUUCUGGGUAAAGGAUAAAUAUAAGCUCCAGCAGACCUUCAGUGUUGAUCCUGUUUACCUCAGACAUGAAAACUCACGGGCAGCCACAGACUUUAUGCACUGGCAAAUUCCUCUCAGCCGACGUUUUCGAUCUCUGAAGCUUUGGUUCGUCAUGCGUUCCUUCGGGCUGAAAAAGCUCCAAGCUCAUAUCAGACAUGGAAUUAAGAUGGCGAAGCUCUUGGAGUCUAAAAUAAGGAGCAACCCAAACUUUGAGGUUCCUGCUGAGACACAUCUUGGCCUGGUGGUUUUCUGUCUGAAAGCAGGAAACAUUGUGACUCAGGAGCUGCUGAGGAGACUGACCCGUUCCGGCACCAUGUACCUCAUCCCUGCAGAAAUCCACACAAAACGCAUCAUUCGAUUCACAGUGACUUCCCAGUUCACCACAGAGGAUGACAUUGUAAAGGACUGGGCCUUUAUUUCUAAAACUGCUAGUGCUCUUCUUGCUGAGAAGGAAAGUUUUAAUAACGCUGAACAGCUCGGAUCAGAUGAGGAAAAGGCAACAGCAAAGGAAGAUGGCAUAGAGCCUCAUUUGGAUGUCAUGGCUGAUGAAAAAGAAGACAUGGUCACCCAGCUGGAAAAAGCUAACGUAGACCUGUGGAUUGACAAAGCCUGGAAUCGACCUAGGCGACCGAUGCGCUCUCUUAGCUGCAACAGUGAACCACUGCCUUACUGGGCGCUGUUUAGCUUUGAUUGUGAAUCAUUGCCUUGUCUUAAAGACGGAUCAGACGGCCUCCCUCCGCCAUCACCGACAGAUUCUAUGAUUAAAGAGGUGCCUUCAAAUCUUCCGGGGAAGCAGGUCCUGAAAAAGCUUACAAAGUUUUACAGUGUUCCCAGUUUCUGCAACCAAUGGGCCCAGUGCAGCCGGCACCAGCUGACCUGCCCUCUGAAGGUCUCACACAGUGGUCAGAAGCUUUUAUCCUCCACCUGCAGGAGAAUUAACUGCACACACUCAUCCCCUGCUACAAACACAGCAUCUUCCACCUCUCCACUGGAAAGUCCCAGGUGUCUUAAAAACUCUCAAAUCGAUGAACAAUAAUUUAAAGUUGACUUAAAGUCGCAUAUGUCAACAAAAUAGCUUUUUUUUUCUUUUAAUAAUCAUCAACCAUAAAAGCUACUAAUUUUUCAUUGUUUUUGUUUCAUCAUGGCUUUCCUCUGUACUUAUGGAUGGAGCCUUUACUGCUUUUAAAUGAGAAAGGUUUUUAUAGAAAGUACCUCUAGCUCAUUUGUUUAGUGUUUAGCCUUUUCUUUUAAUUUACACUAGCUAGGAUAAAGCUUUUGCUGCUUUGUGUACUUUUUGUUCCACAGAAAGCAUUUUCAUUGAUUUUGUGUCCAGCUGUGUGUCUUAUUGGAAAAGAGUUAGUUAGUGAGCUACUGUUUCCAUUACCUAUGUCUUCAUUUUUUAUUUUCUUUUAUGGACAAUUUUCAUU